Eimeria mitis is the source of this 486-nucleotide messenger RNA. RefSeq lists its product as uncharacterized. Gene Ontology annotation, molecular function: microtubule binding. Gene Ontology annotation, biological process: regulation of cytoskeleton organization. The record is from RefSeq and is a predicted model, not a curated record. Gene Ontology annotation, cellular component: axoneme. Lineage: Eukaryota; Apicomplexa; Conoidasida; Eucoccidiorida; Eimeriidae. Bases 1 to 486 code for a protein of 161 amino acids. The transcript is spliced from 6 exons.
AUGUCAGCAGCAGCAGACGCUGCAGCAGCAGCAGCAGCAGCAGCAGCAGCAGCAGCAGGGGGGGGAGAAGCAGCAGCAGCAAUACUAGCAGCAGCAGGCGAAGCAACCCCCGAGGGUUUAGAGCUCUGCUCUCUUUAUGCGUGGUUAGAUAGUUUGCCUCUCUCUCGGCCAAAGAGAAACCUCCCUAGGGAUUUUGCUGAUGGCGUGCUGAUGGCGGAGGUCGCCAACCACUGCAUCCCCCGCAUCGCUGACCUUCACAACUACAGCACAGCAAAUUCGUUUCAGCAGAAGCGCUACAACUGGGAAACCCUUUCAGAAAGGGUUUUUAAGAGAGUGGGGCUGAAACUCACUGCAGCAGAAAUCGAUAGAGUUGUUUCAGCUCGCCCGGGAGCAGCAGAAAGUAUAAUACUUCGUUUCAAGCAACGCGCUGCGCACCGCAAGCCCCUCCUCGGCCUACAAGCCAGCAAGAAUGGGCGGCGCUUCUAG